Molecule: messenger RNA, 798 nt
Organism: Rhipicephalus sanguineus (brown dog tick)
Lineage: Eukaryota; Metazoa; Arthropoda; Arachnida; Ixodida; Ixodidae
Exons: 1
Coding region: 1-798 (265 amino acids)
Biological process (GO): DNA integration
Molecular function (GO): nucleic acid binding
Source: RefSeq, a predicted model, not a curated record
AUGGACGGACACAUGGUCUUGGUCAUCGUAGACUCGGAAACGAAAUGGAUCGAAGCGGUGCCAAUGAAGAUUGCCACGUCUGAAACCACGGUCAGAGCCCUGAGGUCAAUAUUUGCACGGUUUGGGCUUCCAAAAACGUUCGUGUCUGACAAUGGACCUCAGUUUGUGAGCGGUUUUUUUCGCGAGUUCUUGGCCCGUAACAAGGUGCAGCAACUAACAACAGCACCCUAUCAUCCCCAAUCUAAUGGGUUAGCCGAGAGAGCGGUGCGCACGCUCAAGGAAGGACUAAAGAAAAAUCCGGGCAAGGACUUGAUAACGCGGUUGGAUCGGUUUUUGUGCAGGUACCGCCGAACACCCGGGCAGGAUGGCAAGUCACCGGCUGAACGUUUGCUGGGUUACCAGAUUAGGACGAAGAUAGACAGCAUUAAGCCGAAAGAAAAGUAUGCUGAUGGUUUGCCAGCAGAAGCUACGAGAAAAUUUAAUGCAGGGGAACCGGUGUGGAUGCGCACUUUUGGAAGAAGUCGAAGGUGGAUUCCAGGAGUAGUGCACGACCAAAAAGGUUCCAGGAUGGUGACUGUGGAUUGUGCUCAAGGACAGCACCGACGGCAUCUAGAUCAGCUAAGACGUCGAGCUGAAUCGGUGGACAGUGACCUUGACCAGAAAAACAUGCAGGAGCCAGCCGAAGAGACUGGGGAAAAGGUGCAAGACAGCCCGGAAGAAACAGCGGCGGAAUCACCACCACCGCUCGUGCGAAGAUCGACCCGGCCACGGAAACCACCUGAACGUUAUGGCUUUUAA